AUGUGCUGUGAGAGCUUCAUCAAGGUCAAUUACGACAUUAUACCUGUCUCAUUUACUUAUUUCUGUCACUUUUUUAAUCGUCUUCUUGCUGAUACUAUGAAUGUAACAUACAUUCAUCUCGGUGGCCAUGUGGAGUUAGAAAAAUACCGGUAUGUUUAUUUCUCCAUCAUGGUCACAGGUUAUGUUUUGAUCCUGUCCAGCAAUUCUACUGUCGUUUGUCUGGUUGUGAUCCACAAGAACCUCCAUGAGCCCAUGUACAUCUUUAUUGCUGCUUUGUUGAUCAACUCUAUUAUUUUCAGUACUUCUAUCUACCCGAAGCUUUUGAUUGACUUCUUGUCAGAGAAACAGAUCGUGUCGUACGAAGCUUGUCUCAUUCAGGUAUUUGCAUUUUACACUCUAAGCUGUUCAGAAUAUUUGCUGUUAGCAGCCAUGGCUUUUGACAGAUUUGUGUCAAUAUGUAAACCUCUGCAAUAUCAUACGAUCAUGAGAAAAAGAACAGUGAGUGUUUUCCUUGUUCUAGCUUGGUUUGUACCUGCUUGUCACAUUGCUGUGCCCUUCAUUGGAAAUGCCAAUUCCAAGCUCUGUAGCUUCACUUUGAAAGGCAUUUUUUGCAACAAUUCAGUGAAUUAUCUUUUCUGUGUGGCUUCAAAAGCUUUGUUGAUGUACGGCCUAGUUGUUUUAUUCAACAUUGCUGUUUUUCCCAUGGUGUUCAUACUGUUCACUUACACAAUGAUACUGAUAGUGGCCUAUAGAAGCUGUGGGGACGUGAGGAAAAAAGCUGCACAGACGUGUUUACCUCACCUGCUGGUGUUAAUCAACUACUCUUGUUUGUUUGCUUAUGAUAUGAUUAUUGUGAGACUGGAAUCUGACAUUUCAAAGGCUGUACGGUUUGCAAUGACAAUGUGUAUAAUAAUGUGCAGUCCUCUUUUUAAUCCAGUCAUUUAUGGACUGAAAAUGAAAGAAAUCUAUAAACACCUGAGAAGGUUGUUCUCCCAAACGAGGAGAAAGUGA
Poecilia latipinna (sailfin molly) is the source of this 1011-nucleotide messenger RNA. RefSeq names its product olfactory receptor 4E1-like. The record is from RefSeq and is a predicted model, not a curated record. Bases 1 to 1011 code for a protein of 336 amino acids. Gene Ontology annotation, cellular component: membrane. Gene Ontology annotation, biological process: G protein-coupled receptor signaling pathway; detection of chemical stimulus involved in sensory perception of smell. Gene Ontology annotation, molecular function: odorant binding; olfactory receptor activity; G protein-coupled receptor activity. NCBI's taxonomy places the organism in Eukaryota, Metazoa, Chordata, Actinopteri, Cyprinodontiformes, Poeciliidae. The transcript is spliced from 2 exons.